Molecule: messenger RNA, 621 nt
Organism: Cannabis sativa
Lineage: Eukaryota; Viridiplantae; Streptophyta; Magnoliopsida; Rosales; Cannabaceae
Exons: 2
Coding region: 1-621 (206 amino acids)
Source: RefSeq, a predicted model, not a curated record
AUGAUACCAGGAGAAGGGAGGACUUAUUUAAGCUUAGACAGUAUAUGCAAAGCAAGCAUAAACACAAAUGAAGAGGAUCUUUUCUAUCCAACUGAGUUUUUGCAUAGUUUGAAAUUUAAUGGCAUCCCAAAUCAUGACAUAAACCUAAAGGAAGGUGCUCCAGUAAUGCUCCUCAGAAAUUUAAAUCAAACAGAAGGUUUAUGCAAUGGCACAAGACUGAUUGUCACCCACCUUGGUAAAUGGUCAAUUAGAGGUGAUAUCAUCUCAGGAACAAACAUUGGUCAAAAUGUAACAAUACCAAGAAUAAUCAUGUCCCCGAAUGAAUCCAAGUGGCCAUUCAAGCUUAAUAGAAGACAACUCCCGUUGGCACCAUGCUUUGCCAUGACUAUCAAUAAAAGCCAAGGACAAUCACUCAAAGAUGUCGGAUUGUAUCUUCCUAAGCAAGUAUUCACUCAUGGCCAAUUAUAUGUCGCGGUAUCUCGAGUCACUACAAGAGAAGGAUUGAUUAUAAUAAAUGUUGAUAAUGAGAUGGAAGACCCAACAUUCAUCAAGAAUAUCGUGUACAAAGAAGUAUUUCAAAAUACUCUGUCAUCAUCCCACAAAAGAAAGGAAAAGCAGUAA